CCAGGGCGGGUGCUAGCCGGUCAGGGGUCGUGUGAGUGGCAGACGCGGGGCUUACCGCUGGAGCGUAAUAGGCUUAGGCUCUUCAGCUCUUCCGAUGACGGCGUGUAGCCCUGUGUUUGCCAUGCAGCACAUUGUGGGUGUGCCCCAUGUGCUAGUACGAAGAAGCUUCCUUGGAACGGAGCUCCUUAUGACAAGGACUCUGUGCAGUCCAGGUCCCAGCCAGCCCAGAGAGAAGCGACCAGAGGCUGCAGCCUUAGGGCUGUAUCACCGCCUCCCAGCGUUGGGAAGAACGCUGGGCCACACCAUUCAGCAACAAGCAACCUCCACCGCCAAGGCUUGGUGGGACAGAUAUGAAGAGUUUGUGGGACUCAAUGAAGUCCGAGAGGCUCAGGGAAAUGUGACUGAGGCAGAGAAAGUGUUCAUGGUGGCUCGUGGCCUUGUCCGAGAGGCUCGGGAGAAUUUAGAGGUGCAGCAGGCUAAGCUGAAGGAGGUAAGGGACCGUUUGGACCGAGUCUCCAGGGAGGACAACCAGUACCUGGAACUGGCUACUUUGGAGCACAGGAUGCUGCAGGAAGAGAAGAGGCUCCGCACAGCAUAUACGCGUGCAGAAGACUCAGAGCGGGAGAAGUUCUCUCUCUUCUCUGCAGCUGUGCGGGAGAGCCACGAGAAGGAGCGCGCACGGGCUGAAAGGACUAAGAACUGGUCCCUCAUUGGGUCAGUUCUCGGAGCUUUGAUCGGUGUGGCCGGCUCCACCUAUGUUAACCGUGUCCGCCUACAAGAGCUGAAGGCCUUGCUCUUGGAGGCACAGAAAGGGCCGGUGAGUCUCCAGGAGGCCAUCCGGGAACAGGCUUCUAGUUACUCCCUCCAGCAGAGAGACCUCAAGGACCUUAUGGUGGAUCUGAAGGGCCUGGUGCAUGCCGGGCAGGGCCAGGGCUCUGGGUCAUCAACAGGUGCCUCUUCUACCGGAGGAAAAGACAUAGAUGUCCUUUCAGCUGCCAUGAAAGAGCAGCUCAGUCAUUCCCGGCAGGUCCAUUCCUGCCUAGAGGGUUUACGAGAACAGCUUGAUGGCCUGGAAAACACGUGCCGUCAAAUGGCUGGGGUGGUUCAGCUUGCAAAGGCCUCGGCACAUCCGGGCCUGACGGAGCCAGCAGACGGGGCCCUGCCUAGCUCUCUGCUGGAACAAGGGAGCAUGAUCUUGGCCCUGGCUGAUAUGGAGCAGAAGCUAGAAGCCCAAGUCAACAGGAAUACAAUCUGCAGCACACUGGUCACCUGUGUGACUUUUAUGGCCACGCUGCCUGUGCUCUACAUGCUGUUCAAGACCAGUUAGCCCUGGGUCCCUCUUCAGAGGGGCCUAAGGGUGAAUGUGGCUUUUGUUGGUGAGAUAAUGAAUCUUGAGGUACACAGAACCUCAGACUGACUGAGUACCAUCUGAGGGGCUCACCAGCAGGUACAUUUUAUUUUGUAGGUAAUACUUACAUUAAUUAUCAAAACUUUGUGCAAAUGUCCAAUUAAAAUAUCUAAGAAUUUGUAUUAUUUAAAAGUUUUACAGCAGGGCAGUGGUGGUGCACGCCUUUAAUCCCAGCACUCA
This is a messenger RNA of Peromyscus eremicus (cactus mouse), 1588 nucleotides long. RefSeq names its product coiled-coil domain containing 51 (gene Ccdc51). The transcript is spliced from 4 exons. Lineage: Eukaryota; Metazoa; Chordata; Mammalia; Rodentia; Cricetidae. The record is from RefSeq and is a predicted model, not a curated record. The coding region runs from base 95 to 1327 and encodes 410 amino acids.